GGUAAGCUGUCUUCUUCUAUCUGGUUCCUUUCUCUGUCUGAAUUUCUUUUUUCCAAUAAUAAAUUUUACAAAUGCUGUGUUCUUGAUUGGCUUUUUUAAUCCUCACUGAGAUUUGUGCUUGAAUCUUGAUUAUCUUGGUGAGAGUUUUUGUUUUAGACAAUGUAUAUAUGUGUUUGAGAAUACAAGCUUCUUCUUUAUUUUAAUCCAACAUUAAUCAGAUUGUAUGAAUUUGAAUAAGUCUAUUAAAUUACAAGACAUUGUUUUCGUUUUCUGUUGAUAAAGUACUUUGCUAUCGAUUCUUAUUUUGAUGUGUCUUUGAUCAUUACCUGCAGGUGAAGUAUGUUGUGUUCAACCAUAUGAGCUCUGAUGGUGAUUCUGGUAACAGGAAAUUCAUGAACUUUGUGAUUCAUUGCAUCAAGAAUAGAAGACUAGAAGGGGGAGGUUAAUUAGAUUAUCUUAAGGUGUAUAAAAUGGAAAAAAAGAGUGUACCAAAUUCUGAUAAGUUGUCUCUGAUUAGAGUGUUAAGAGGUAUAAUAUGUCUGAUGGUGUUAGUUUCAACAGCUUUUAUGAUGUUGAUAUUCUGGGGGUUCUUAUCAGCUGUAGUGUUGAGGCUUUUCAGCAUUCGCUAUAGCCGUAAAUGUGUUUCCUUCUUCUUUGGCUCGUGGCUCGCCUUGUGGCCUUUCCUCUUUGAGAAGAUUAACAAAACCAAAGUUAUCUUCUCUGGUGAUAAGGUUCCUUGCGAGGAUCGAGUAUUGCUCAUUGCAAACCACCGAACAGAAGUUGAUUGGAUGUACUUCUGGGAUCUUGCACUGCGUAAAGGCCAGAUUGGGAAUAUCAAAUAUGUGCUUAAGAGUAGUUUGAUGAAAUUACCUCUCUUUGGUUGGGCGUUUCACCUCUUUGAGUUUAUUCCAGUUGAGAGGAGAUGGGAAGUCGAUGAAGCAAACUUGAGACAGAUAGUUUCGAGUUUUAAGGAUCCCCGAGACGCUUUAUGGCUUGCUCUUUUCCCCGAGGGCACAGAUUACACAGAGGCUAAAUGCCAAAGGAGUAAGAAAUUUGCUGCUGAAAAUGGCCUUCCGAUACUGAACAACGUGCUGCUUCCCAGGACAAAAGGUUUCGUCUCCUGCUUGCAAGAACUGAGUUGCUCACUUGACGCAGUUUAUGAUGUGACCAUCGGUUAUAAAACCCGCUGCCCAUCUUUCUUAGACAACGUUUAUGGAAUUGAGCCAUCAGAAGUUCACAUCCACAUCCGUCGUAUCAACCUGACCCAAAUCCCAAAUCAAGAAAAGGACAUCAAUGCUUGGUUAAUGAACACAUUCCAGCUCAAAGACCAGCUGCUCAAUGACUUUUACUCCAAUGGUCAUUUCCCUAACGAAGGAACAGAGAAAGAGUUCAACACAAAGAAGUACCUCAUAAACUGUUUGGCAGUGAUUGCCUUCACCACCAUCUGUACACAUCUCACCUUCUUCUCAUCAAUGAUUUGGUUCAGGAUUUAUGUCUCUUUGGCCUGUGUCUACUUGACCUCUGCUACGCAUUUCAAUCUUCGUUCUGUUCCACUUGUUGAGACUGCAAAAAAUUCCCUCAAAUUAGUAAACAAAUAAACUUUCAUUGCUUUCAGUUCACAACUUCACAUGAUGGAAUAUUUUUUACUUUUGUAUUUCGGGGUUAAGAAUCAAUCCACUUUCUACUUAUGCAAUGUGAGGUCAAGCUGCAAUAUAUGAUUAGCUCUAUUUUAGAAUGUCUUCAUACAUUCAUCUACACAUGUUAGAUCAUAGCUUGGGAUAAUAAAACACAAAAU
Messenger RNA from Arabidopsis thaliana (thale cress), 1795 nucleotides. RefSeq names its product lysophosphatidyl acyltransferase 5 (gene LPAT5). Gene Ontology annotation, cellular component: membrane. Gene Ontology annotation, molecular function: acyltransferase activity; 1-acylglycerol-3-phosphate O-acyltransferase activity. Gene Ontology annotation, biological process: CDP-diacylglycerol biosynthetic process. NCBI's taxonomy places the organism in Eukaryota, Viridiplantae, Streptophyta, Magnoliopsida, Brassicales, Brassicaceae. The coding region runs from base 471 to 1598 and encodes 375 amino acids. The record is from RefSeq and is marked reviewed. The transcript has 3 exons.